ACUCCAAUACACCAUGGUAUGGAUUGAGACGACAAUACACCCGAUCACACCACUCUCAAACGCAAAUCUGUUUUCCAAAAAAAGAAAAGCAAGAAAAAGAGGAAGAAAGAGAAAGAACUCUCUCUAUCUCUCUGCGAGAAAAUGGCUCAGCCCUCGCCGGAAAACCUGAUCCUCGUCGACGUAGAGCCGAACGGGAUCGCUUCCAUCACGAUCAACCGCCCAAAGUCGCUGAACUCGCUGACGAAGGCCAUGAUGACGGACCUCGCGCAUGCGUUCAAGGCCCUGGACCGCAACGAGUCGGUCAGGGUCGUCGUUCUGUCCGGGGCGGGUCGAGCAUUCUGCUCCGGCGUGGACCUGACGGCGGCGGAGGACGUUUUCAAGGGCGACGUGAAGGACUUGGGGGCGGACCCGGUGGCGCAGAUGGAGCGGUGCCGGAAGCCGAUAAUCGGCGCUGUGAACGGAUUUGCCGUCACGGCGGGGUUUGAGAUCGCACUCGCCUGCGAUAUUUUGAUCGCUGCCAAAGGAGCUAAGUUUAUUGAUACUCACGCAAGAUUUGGGAUAUUUCCUUCAUGGGGACUCUCUCAAAAGCUUUCGCGCAUUAUAGGACCCAACAAAGCUCGUGAGGUAUCACUAACAGCCACGCCUCUGACUGCAGAGGUAGCUGAGAGAUUAGGCGUCGUGAACCAUGUUGUUGAAGAAGGUCAACUAUUGAAUAAAGUCCGAGAAGUUGCAGAGGCAAUUAUUAGAAAUAAUCAGGAUUUGGUGUUGAGAUACAAGGCAGUUAUAAAUGAUGGCCUCAAUCUGGACCUGGGUCAUGCUCUUUCACUGGAAAAGGAGAGGGCUCAUGACUACUACAAUGGAAUGACCAAAGAGCAGUUCAAGAAGAUGCAGGAAUUUAAAGCGGGUCGCGGCUCAAAAAAACCUUCUUCCAAGUUGUAGUAGAAUGUUGGCUAAUGUGUUUCUCUUCUGUUGUAGAAAAUAAACAUGUUUCGGCAGCCAGAAGUUGCUACAUUAUGUUGUGCUAAAGGGUCAUGUGGACUUUGUUAACCAAUACAAGUGAACACCUGUUAUACGGUUUCCUUUGACCAAAUUAAUAAAAAAGUUUCCAAGUUAUUUAUG
Messenger RNA from Morus notabilis, 1119 nucleotides. RefSeq names its product probable enoyl-CoA hydratase 1, peroxisomal. The transcript is spliced from 3 exons. Bases 142 to 939 code for a protein of 265 amino acids. Lineage: Eukaryota; Viridiplantae; Streptophyta; Magnoliopsida; Rosales; Moraceae. The record is from RefSeq and is a predicted model, not a curated record. Gene Ontology annotation, cellular component: peroxisome.